Leucoraja erinaceus (little skate) is the source of this 9230-nucleotide messenger RNA. RefSeq names its product myosin phosphatase Rho interacting protein (gene mpripb). Gene Ontology annotation, biological process: actin filament organization. The record is from RefSeq and is a predicted model, not a curated record. Gene Ontology annotation, cellular component: actin cytoskeleton. Lineage: Eukaryota; Metazoa; Chordata; Chondrichthyes; Rajiformes; Rajidae. Gene Ontology annotation, molecular function: actin filament binding. The transcript has 25 exons. The coding region runs from base 506 to 7501 and encodes 2331 amino acids.
CAGCGCGCGAGCCGGGCAGAGCAGUGCGAGUGAUCGGCACAACGGCGCAGAGUUCGUCCGUUUCGGGCAGAGGGUUCUGGAGCUCGAGACGAGCUGAACCUGGUUUAAAUCUGCAUCCUCCCGCCCCCUCCCUCCCUCCCGCGCAGCACCCUCGCCCUCACACCCCGCGCAGCUCCCCCCCCCCCCCCCCGUCUGCAAACGCCGCCGCUGCGGCCCAGUGCUGCCAUGGAGUGAAGCCCGGGGAAGCGGGCGUGGGAUCUGCCGCCAUCAGCAGGGGAGCCGAGUGCGGCUCUGCCGGGAACCGCUCGCACACCAGGCCCAGGCCGCGGGUACACGGCGAUGAGCCGGCGACCGCCGAGGAUUCAAACCGGGUGACGAUCGGCCUGUUUGGCGAGCUGCAGCACCGGCCCCCGCUGUGAUUUAUUGUUUUUUAUUUCCUUUUAAAGUCCAACAAUUGCCUUUUAAUUUCACUGCAGCGGUGGGAUUUGUCUUUCCUUUCGCCGAGAUGUUGGCUGGGGCCAAGGACAAUCCGUGCCGCAAAUUCCAAGCCAAUAUUUUCAAUAAGAGCAAAUGUCAGAAUUGCUUCAAGCCCCGGGAGGUGCACCUUCUGACGGACGAGGACAUGAACCAGGCUAAACCAAUCUAUGGGGGUUGGCUUUGUUUGGCACCUGAAGGCACAGAUUUUGAAAAUCCAAUGCAGAGGUCAAGGAAAUGGCAACGCAGAUUCUUUGUGCUGUAUGAGCAUGGCUGUCUUCGUUUUGCCUUGGAUGAAUCUCCAAGCACCCUGCCACAAGGAACUGUCAAUAUGAACCAAUGCACAGAUGUCAUUGAUGCGGAACCGAAGACUGGUCAGAAGAAUGCACUCUGCAUUGUAAACCCGGAACGUGAAGUUUUCAUUCGUGGGGAGUCUAAAGAAAUAAUUAAUGGAUGGUUUGAUCAACUGACGGUGUAUCCCAGAACCAAUAAGCAAAAUCAGAAGAAGAAGCGAAAGGUUGAGCCGACAACUAUGCAGGAGCCUGGGCCAGCUAAAGUGGCAGUAACAGGUUCAGGAAUCCCAGAUCCAGAGAAAAUACCAGAUUCACGAUCUAGCUUGUGGCAGGAGGAACUGCAAAGCAGAGAAGCAGAGGCAACUCAAGGCUGGCCUCUUCUUGAUGGUGGUGCUCAUGGAGGAUUGUUUUCUAUGAGCGAGGGUGAUGUCCAUCCCCUUGAUGUUAUGUCUGAUCAUAGUUCUGUUAACGGUGAUGAAAUGGAUAGAGGAAUAAUACCACCUCUUAACCAGCAGAGGCAAGAGAUGCGUGUCCUUUCACCUUCCAGUAGUUCUUCCAGCAGGCAUGGUAUGGAACCAGGUGGAAUUCCUCGUUGCCCAUCACCAGCAUAUAGUGAUCCUUUUCCAUCUGCAAGUAGCAUGCUAUCCAAUGGAUCUCAUAUCAGUGGGUCAAUGAGUUCCCUGGAUUCAGAAGCAAGUGGAAGCACAGUAACAAGCACGGACAGCCAUCCUACUGAAGCUAUGGCCAACAGAUCUGAACUUCCAAGAGCUGGACGAACAAUCAGUAAAGAGAUCUACGAGGCUGAAGAUAGAAAAGUGGGAAAACGAACACGAAUAAGAAGUCCAGAGAGAAGGGAUACAGAACAAGUAAUUGGACGUGAAACGAGGCGCUCCACCGUAAUAGAGAAAUUUGAAGCUCUCGAACUGGAUGCUGAUCAAAUGGAGACUGAUGCAACUGCUCACAGCGAUUCAAGACUAGGAAGAAGUGAAACAAGACAAAUCCAACCAAGUGAUGAAAUUAAAAAAACAUCUAUCAGAGAGCAACGUUUUCGUUCAUCUGUUCCACCUCUUCGGCGUGCAAAAUCCCUUGACCGACGGACCACUGAAUCCAUAAUGACGCCUGAUCUUUUGAAUUUUAAGAAAGGAUGGAUGGUAAAGCUUGAUGAAAUGGGACAGUGGAAGAAAUACUGGUUUGUACUGACCGACCAUAGUCUACGCUACUACAAGGACUCAAUUGCUGAGGAUGCAUCAGAUCUCGAUGGUGAAAUUGAUUUAUCUGCUUGCUACAACGUAACUGAAUAUCAAGUCCAGAGAAAUUAUGGCUUUCAAAUUCAUACCCAGGAAGGUAUGUUUACCCUUUCUGCAAUGACUGCUGGUAUUCGACGGAAUUGGAUGCAGGCGUUAAUGAAAAACAUCCGACCUUCAACAGCACCAGAUGUUGCUAGUUUGCCAGAGGAACAGUGUGCUGUGAUGCUUCCAGAUACAACACAGCAUUAUGAUAGCAAAUCAGAUUCUCCAUCAUCUGAAACAUCUUCUGUGGAUAAAGAGACAGGGCAGCGAAAAAGCCGCGCACGUGAAAGGAGGAGAGAGGGAAGAUCAAAAACCUUUGAUUGGGCAGAAUUUAGGCCAAUUGCACAAACAUUGGCACAGGAAAGAGCAGCAAAGUCAGAUUUAUAUGACAGCAAUUCGGAGAGAUUCGGUUCACCUCCAACAGAUCUGAAUGAAUGGGAACGGACUAAACGGCGUGAGGAACGUAGAAAAAGAUACGAGGCUGUGGCUGGUGCAGCGGGUCCAAGUUCAGGUGAUGCAAGCAAGAUAGAAUUUGAAUCAGUCAGUUCCUCACCACCACUGGAUCAGAAGCAGAGGGUGCACGAUGAAAUUGAAGAGCACUGGCAACAGGUAGAACGGACCCCUCUCCGGGAAGAAAGGCGGGUUCCCCUGGCAACAGUGUUUCCAAGUUCACAGAUGUCACAGAUUGAUAAGCUGCUGGAAGCCCAUACAAAAGAGCUUGAAGAAUUGAAAAUCCAGUUGGACCAUUGCAAGCAGGAAUUGGUAGAGUCUCAAAAGUACAAAUUGGAGCUGGAAGCCCAGCUGAAGGCUAGCUUAGAACGUGAGCAGCAGGUCCGUUCAGGUUAUAUCUCCCAGCUGGAGCCACCUUUGGCAAGUUCUAACGCCUGGCAGCAGCUACAGAGGCUGAACCAGGACCUGCAAGCUGAGCUGGAAGUUCAACGGCAAAAACAGGAGGUAGCUAAUACACAAGCCCAGAGCCAAAAAAAGAGCUAUCAGGAUGCCAAGGAACUCUUAAGACAACAAGAGGCAAAAAUACAAAGUCUUCAGGCCAGACUGGACAUUUCUUUUUCGGAGGUAGCCAUUAAUGAACAAUCGUUAACAAAAGCACAAAAUGAAUUAAGACUUGAUCGUCAAAAGUAUAAAGAGCAAGCCGAUGAGUAUGAGAGAAAAUUAAGUAUGUUUAGCACCAAGUUGUAUGAGAGUGAAGAGAAACUUAGAGAAGUAGAAGGAUUGCUUCUGGAAAAGACUCAAACUUUUAGGGAUCUAGAAAGGCAAGUGGCUCUUCAGGACAACUAUCAACGAGAAGUUAAGCGACUGCAAGAUCAUCUGGAAGAAGCAUGCAGUAGGCUACAAGGCAGUGAACAAGCAGUUAUUCUGAGUGAAGAACGUUUUAAGAAACAGUACGAAGUUCUGAAAGAAAAGUACAAAAAGGAAAAGGAGGUCUUGUCACACAGCGUACUGGAAGCUGAAGAUAAGAUUAGAGAAUAUGAAGAUCGCUUACAGACUCUUGAGGCUCAAUUAGAGAGAGUUCAAAAAGAAAAAUUAGCCACCUCUUUCAAAAGCAGUGAGAUGGUAAGGCAAAUGGAAGAACAUGUUGAGAUGAGUGAGGGAACAGUGAAGCGGCUUUCCCAUGAUGUAGACAUCUUGUCAACUGAGAAUGAACGAUUAAAUCAACACUAUCAGGAAAUAGUUAAUCAAUUGACGGAAGCUGAUAGAGAACUUGAGGGGCUAAAGUUAGAAUUGGUAAAGGACCAAGAAAGGUAUCAAGAUUUGAAUGAAGAUUUUGAAAAGGCGGUUGAAGAGGUUAAUAUACUGAAAAAUGAAGUGGAAGAAACCAAUUUUAAAAUGGUAACAAUUAAAAAAUCCUAUGAGAGAGAAUUGGAAAAGAAAAAUAAGGACUUCAAUGAGGCUUUAAUCAAGCUUGAAGCUUUGGGUACCAGCUUAGAGGAGACAGAGAAGAAACUGCAGCUUAAGGAGGCCACACUUAAAGGCCUUGGUUGGCAAGUGCCAACAGACAUUGAUGUACUCCUAGAGAAAAAUAAAGAACUUCAAAUCAAGUUAGAAGAAGCAGAAGCUAGGCUAACUGAACGAAGCAUGAACUUGCAGAUAAGUGAAACCAAUUAUAAGGGACUUCUUUCCCAAAAAAACAAACUUCAAUCAGAUCUGGAAAUUUUAAAGAAACAAAAUGAACAUUUGGCAAAGUAUAGUCUUUCAACAGUUGAAAAUGUUCUUCAAUGCACCACUAGUCGGCCUGCACCAGAGGGAGACCAGAGCGGACUAGGUUCCAGUGUGCAACUUUCUAAAGAGUUGAUGGCAAGGCUUCAACAUUUGGAUAGUCAAGUAACAGUGCUGACUGGUUCAGUAGUUAAAGCACUUACUGAAAGUUGGUUCUCAGGACUGUCAUCCUUUGAGACUUCUGAUAGUUCAUGUGAUACAGCAGUAGUCAAUAGUUGCAUUACAAACCUGAAAAAAUGCCUGGAAAUUGUAUGCACACUUGAAACUAAAUUAUUAAUAGCAGAACAAAACAUUAAAAGGGAAACAGUUUGUCCUUUAGAUACAAGACUCCAUUAUGAUGAUGGAAGUUACAAAGGACUGUUGGAACCUGGAGAUUAUUCAAAAGGGCAGUGGUUAGAAACCCAGCAAUUAACAUAUUCUCCCUCAGUGUUGGUUGAGGCUGAAUUCCAGUCACUUCAAGCGAAAUUGCUUUAUUUGCAUCAGGUUUUGGAAAGUUUUCAACAAAAAAUUGGUCGACUUGCACAAGAAUGGGAUAUGGGACAACAUGGGCAAUGGCCUGAAUUAGUUCAUACAUUAGCAGGUUCAAUACAGUACUUGCAAUGUAUGGAAGAAGAUUUAGUUAAAAAAAAUAAAGUCUUUUUUGGUGAAGCAUGUCUAAGAAGAGAUUCCUUAACAGAGGAGGAAAAUCUGAAAUAUUUAGCUGACAAACUUUCGCUUGAAGCAACAGCACUUAACAAUAUAGCCAAUGCUUUACAGAAUUCAGACUCCAGUGUAAAAAGUACUUUAGAUGAAAUUAGAAAACAGAGUGAAAAUGUUACCAUGCCUGUAGUAUCUACGGAUGAUGUCAGUACUCAAAUUGGGCGUGCUGUUCUUAACAAAAUAUUUAUAGAAGGAGAGCUUUUGGCAAAUCUGUCUAAAAUUCAGGAAAACAAGACAUCAGAUGUUGAAGAGCAAAUGAGCAAACCUGUAAGCAGUUACCUAAAUAUGAUGGCAGACACUAGCUUAAUAAAAGGAGAAGUAUUGUUCUGCGUCCAUAAUAUUUUAGAAGUUUCACAAGAAAAACUGCAGCAACUGAAAUCACAAUGCUCAGAAAUACACCAGAGAAGGCAGAAAAGUGAACAGAUGCUCAGGAAUGUUGUAGCUGCUUAUGACACGUGUCGGCUUGAUGAGCUGAUUGAAGAAAUUCGGAAUGAGCUGAAUAAAGAUGAAGAGGAAGAAUCAUUACUUUUCUGUUCUCAAACUUGUAUAUUACCAUCAGCAUCUAAUUCUGCUGACCAGGAGUUUGAACUUUGUGUAAGGACAGAGUUAGUGCAGCAAAUUAAGAAAAAUGCCUGCUCGUUGAUGAAAAUGUCACACUGUAUUCAGUCUGGUGCAGAUGAUGAAUUGGGUCUUCUGGCCAGAAAGUUUGUUCAAAGUGGGAAUUGCAUACCCACAUUGAGCAGACAUUGUAAUGCAGGAGAUAUCUGGCCUUUUCUGCUCCAAGAUGCAAUGAUGCAAGCUGAAUUGUCAUAUGUAAUCUCCAAGAUGCAAUUAAAACAUGAUGUUGUGCAAAGUGGGAAUAAACAAUUGAAAGUGGAAGGUUUAGAAGUGCAGCACUCAAAUUCCAUCAGUUCAUUGCAGAGUAUGGAUACAGCUGAGUUGAAGACACACAAGGAAAAACAGGACAUAACGUUUAAGAAAUUUAAAGAGAACCUUGCAGAGUUUCCACAAUUGGAUAUUUCAGAAUCAGGUGCUGCUGCUAGGACAACUCACAUCCAUAUUGAGGGAGAACCAAUUGACUCAUUGGACAAAGCUAUUGAACUUCAGGACAUGGCAGCAAGACAUAAAAGAGAACUGCGUGAAGUGCGCGAAGCAUAUGAAACUGAGCUGGAAAAAUUGAAAAGGGAUAUAGCAAGAGCAGGUGAAACAUUAAGGCUGAAAACAGAAGAAAAUGUGAAGGAAAUAGAUUCAUUGACCAUUUGCAUGGAAAAUUUGAAGGAGAAGCAUGUUGAGGAGCUGAAGAGACGAGGGGAAGAAUUUAAAAUGGAGAAGAGAGAACUGGAUAAAAACUGUGCCAGGGUAAAAGAAGACCUUACUCGAGAAAUUGAAGCUUUGAAGGACUGUAGAGAUACUAAAGAAUUGGACUUAGUAAAUGAUCUGCAGAAAUCAACUGACCCAUUCAAAAAAACAAGUGAGAUGCAUUCGAUGGCCCUACUUAGAAAUCGCAUAGAAGAACUGGAGUCCCAGAUAGAUGCCAUGAAAAAUAAGAUUGAAACAAGUCCAACAAAUCUGCGUGAGAAAUAUGAAAAGGACCUGGAGAAUCUCAAGGCUACAUGUGAACGUGGGUUUUCUGCUAUGGAAGAAUCACAUCAAAAGGUAAUAGAGGAACUCCAUCGGCAGCAUCAACGAGAGCUAGAGAGUCUACAGGAAGACAAAGAGCGACUGCUAGCUGAAGAGACGGCUGCCACCAUCUCUGCCAUUGAAGCGAUGAAGAAUGCACACCGCGUGGAACUUGACCGUGAACUCGAACGAAUACGGAAAUCUCAAAACAGUAGUGUAAAUUCAGACCUUGAUGAAAUAUGCAAACAGCACGAUGAGGAGUUGGCAUCGUUGCAUCGAGAAAUUGAAGUCCUUUCUGAACAGUACUCCCAGAAGUGUCUUGAAAACGCCCACCUAGCUCAGGCCUUGGAAGCAGAGCGACAGGCAUUGAGACAAUGCCAACGUGAAAACCAAGAACUAAAUGCACAUAACCAGGAGCUGAAUAAUCGUUUGGCUACAGAGAUAACACGACUGAGAACAAUGAUGACCAGUGAUAAUGGGGAUGCUCCUGCUCUAUCUCAAGGCAAAGAAGUAUAUGAAUUAGAGGUAUUGCUGAGGAUCAAGGAAUCAGAAAUACAGUAUUUAAAACAAGAAAUUAAUUCACUGAAAGAUGAACUGCAAACUGCUCAACGUGAUAAGAAAUAUGCCACAGAUAAGUAUAAGGAUAUCUACACAGAGCUAAGUAUCGUGAAGGCUAAAUCGGAGCGUGACGUAAACCGACUGAAAGAGCAGUUGCAGCUGGCACAGGAAGCACUGGGAGAGCAGCCCAUGGAUGAAACAGAGCACAGCAGAUAUGACAUAAUGAAAUCAAAGAGCAAUCCAGAUAUCUUAAAGAUGGCAGCAGCUGCGAAACGAGCAGAUCGAACUCUAAGAUCAAAGUCUGUGAGUAAAGAGGUGGCAUGGGACAGCUAGAGCUACCAGAUGAUUGACAUCUUCCCUUUAGAGCCUCAAAGAAGGACUUACAGUUCAACAGAGGUUUCACCUAUUUGAAAAUGAGGAGACAAAAGAAUUUUAAGAGCUCCUUUGCAUGUGUGAGGCAACCCGUUCUGCCUUUGCAUUGAAUCGCAGUCAAUAUGACCUCUAAUGGAAGCUUUGAGUUGCUCAGCAGUGAUACACGUUAUAUUUUAAAACAACACACAUGACCCUCGCACACCUAUUUCCCCUUAGAUUAUUAUUGUAAAGUUAUAGCAUUUACUUUAAGUUCCAUGCACUGCAGAUGCUACAACUAAUCUUAUUGCAAUCUUUUACUGUAAAUACUAUGUAGGGAUUAGCUUUGUUUCGAUGUUUGGGGUUUUGUGGUCCCUCACAUUCUGUAAAGCUGAUUUAUAUACACUGCUGUAUAAGCUACUGUGUAAACAAAUGGAAUAACCUUUUUCGAAAAUAUGAAAGACACUACUUGUAUAUAACCACACGAGAGGGAUGCUUGUGUAUUUUCAUUUUUCUUUAUUGGAUUGAAAGUUGAAGCUUGAUUUGGAUGUUUGAAUAUUUGGAGAAGGUACAAGAUAAAGACGGUGUCCCAUCUUCCUGGUCUGCAAAAUCCCCUCUUACCCACAUUUCCACUCCACUAACAAAAUUUUAAAAAGUAUACACAGAACAAAUCGUAUUAGGACUGUCACAGCCUUCCAUUUUUUUUGUCAGCCCAUUAAUCUUUGGAACUUUUAAAACAUUUUUUUAGAUAAGGGUUGGCACUGAUUUUGAAGCUUUAUUCAUUUUGAUACUGUUACUUGUGCAGUUUCCACAGCUACUUGUGACGAUACUAUAUCUGUUCUAAAGUGACUGUAGACUGUGAUGUUUUAAAGGUGCUACCAGAAUUUGUCAAACGUAUAAACAGCUUAUAUUGUUAUUCUUUCAUUGACACUAAUCUAUAUUCUGAUAUUGAACCAAAAGUAUAACUUAUCUAGCUUUUGGUCAGCACUUGCUAUUUCCUUGCCUUUCUGGCACUCUUGGUCACUCUUGUGCAAAACAAGCACCCUAAAAGACUUGUAUUCUGAGAGUUUUACAAGUAAUUUCAUAAAAUAUUUUUUUUUAAUGAAUGACCAUCAGGGUAUGUGGAAACGAGAAUGUAGCUUUUCAAUUUGUGCUUAGCCAUGAUUUAAUAUCGUAGGAAAUAAGUGAACAAAAAGUAGAACUCUUGAUGUUCACCUUUUAAUAGCAGCCAAUGCUUAAGAGAAGAUUCCAAUGCAGAUGUAAUCCAAAUGACUAUAAGUGAUUUACAAGGUACUAAUGGUAUGUUGUUUGAGUAAACAAACUUACACUAUCCUGAAAGCAGCAAGUUGGAGUGACGUGAGGGAGCAUGUUGUCUCAUUUUGAAAGUAUCACAUUUUAGUCCCACUGGUCCACCCUUUGGAUACUGUUUCUCAAAAAAUAAAUUUUAAAGAUCAAAGGAUCUGGAGACAGAUUUGUUGUUAACCUGUAUGUCCAGAAUGGGUGUCAUCUUGCUGGAGAGUGAGAGAGAGAGAGGAAUGUUGGGUAGCUCAGUAGUUUCUGCCAGUGGCAGGCCCCUGUAUUUAUUUAAAUGUGCUAAAUUUGCUCCUUUUUCCCUUUCCAGUCAUAGAAACUGCUGUUUGUGAUUGUAAAUACACCGUAAAUACCGCACCACCUAACUUUGCAUAUGUUAGCAAUAAAAUAUUUUUGCACCACG